Molecule: messenger RNA, 996 nt
Organism: Sphaeramia orbicularis (orbiculate cardinalfish)
Lineage: Eukaryota; Metazoa; Chordata; Actinopteri; Kurtiformes; Apogonidae
Product: pollen-specific leucine-rich repeat extensin-like protein 1
Exons: 2
Coding region: 1-996 (331 amino acids)
Source: RefSeq, a predicted model, not a curated record
AUGGCGCCGGCGUACACAUGUGCAGAUAUUGGUGUGAAUGUGGGCGUGUCCACAGAUCAUGUGACUCCAGAGUUUAUAGAGGUGUACGAUGGAAACACAUUCCACGUCCACAGAGACCCACACAGUCCACACCUACAGAGACCCACACAGUCCACACCUACAGAGACCCACACAGUCCACGUCCACAGAGACCCACACAGUCCACACCUACAGAGACCCACACAGUCCACACCCACAGAGACCCACACAGUCCACGUCCACAGAGACCCACACAGUCCACACCCACAGAGACCCACACAGUCCACGUCCACAGAGACCCACACAGUCCACACCCACAGAGACCCACACAGUCCACACCCACAGAGACCCACACAGUCCACGUCCACAGAGACCCACACAGUCCACACCUACAGAGACCCACACAGUCCACACCUACAGAGACCCACACAGUCCACACCCACAGAGACCCACACAGUCCACGUCCACAGAGACCCACACAGUCCACACCCACAGAGACCCACACAGUCCACGUCCACAGAGACCCACACAGUCCACACCCACAGAGACCCACACAGUCCACACCCACAGAGACCCACACAGUCCACGUCCACAGAGACCCACACAGUCCACACCCACAGAGACCCACACAGUCCACGUCCACAGAGACCCACACAGUCCACACCCACAGAGACCCACACAGUCCACGUCCACAGAGACCCACACAGUCCACACCCACAGAGACCCACACAGUCCACGUCCACAGAGACCCACACAGUCCAUGUCCACAGAGACCCACACAAUCCACACCCACAGAGACCCACACAGUCCACGUCCACAGAGACCCACACAGUCCACACCUACAGAGACCCACACAGUCCACGUCCACAGAGACCCACACAGUCCACGUCCACAGAGACCCACACAGUCCACGUCCACAGAGACCCACACAGUCCACAUCCAGAGGCAGAUGUAAAUGUUUCUUCACUUUCACACUAA